Molecule: messenger RNA, 624 nt
Organism: Prunus armeniaca (apricot)
Lineage: Eukaryota; Viridiplantae; Streptophyta; Magnoliopsida; Rosales; Rosaceae
Source: the annotation of a GenBank genome assembly
AUGAAGGGGAACAUGAAACGCACUUUCAAAUUGAAAAAACGUGAUAAAUUAUUGCGAUACUUUGAACAAGCUGCGAAAUCUUAUGGUAUUGCUGAAUUUGAUCAUCAUUUUCGCAAGAUUAAGGGAAAUGAUGAGGUUGCUCAAUAUCUUGAAAGUGUAGGAUUACACAAAUGGUCUAGAGCUCACAUGGAUGGACGUCGAUACAAUGUAAUGACAACAAAUAUUGCAGAGUCAAUCAACUCAGUCCUUUGGUUCGCAAGAAUGGUACCAGUGGUGCAUUUGAUUGAUGAAAUCAUCAAUCUGCUUGUGAAAUGGUUUAGUAAACGUCAUGAUUUUGCUUUGAAAUGUACAUCAACAUUGUGCCCUGACUUUGGCGAGAAGAAGUUGAGAUGCAGGUUGGAAUGUGCUUCAAGGAUGAAUGUCUUGAAACUAAAUCAUGUAGAGUAUAAUGUCGUGGACGGUGAUAUGGACGGCCAUGUACAUUUGACGAAUAACACUUGCAGUUGUAGGAAGUUUCAACUUGAGCAACUACCUUGCAAGCAUAUACCAUCUACCCGGUACAUUCCUGAAGAUGUCCAAAGUAGAGUUGUGAGUCCUCCCAAUGCAAAGGUCAUGCCAGGUUGA